Molecule: messenger RNA, 468 nt
Organism: Ciona intestinalis (vase tunicate)
Lineage: Eukaryota; Metazoa; Chordata; Ascidiacea; Phlebobranchia; Cionidae
Product: FAD-linked sulfhydryl oxidase ALR-like
Cellular component (GO): mitochondrion
Molecular function (GO): flavin-dependent sulfhydryl oxidase activity; flavin adenine dinucleotide binding
Source: RefSeq, a predicted model, not a curated record
AUGUCAUCGCAUCGUCAAUAUGAUGACGAGCCACACGAGGCAGUAGCGAGCAUGGGGAGAAAAGUUUGUCGGGUUUGCGACGAUUUUAAAAGUUGGAGGAAAAACAAAAACGAGGAACCCCGCAGCCCCUCGUGCCCGCUGGACCGUGAAGAGCUUGGUCGUAACACAUGGUCUUUUAUCCACACGAUGGCAGCAUACUACCCUCGCAAACCAACAGAGCAACAACAAUGCGAGAUGAAACAAUUUAUUGAAAGCUUUUCAAAGUUUUAUCCAUGUGUGGACUGCGCUGAGGAUUUAAGGAAAAACAUAAAACUGAACCCCCCAAAAGUUGGCGGACGCGUCGAUUUAUCUCGUUGGUUUUGUGAACAACAUAAUAUUGUAAACCUUAAAUUGGGGAAGCAACAAUUCGAUUGUUCAAAAGUUCUAGAAAGAUGGAAAAAUGGAUGGAAGGAUGGAUCGUGCGAUUAA